Messenger RNA from Lingula anatina, 1571 nucleotides. RefSeq names its product MAM and LDL-receptor class A domain-containing protein 1-like. Gene Ontology annotation, cellular component: membrane. The record is from RefSeq and is a predicted model, not a curated record. NCBI's taxonomy places the organism in Eukaryota, Metazoa, Brachiopoda, Lingulata, Lingulida, Lingulidae.
GGCACCGACCAAAUAUACGGGUCCCGUUAAAGGGGAUCACACUGGAAAUGGAGGUUAUUACUUCUACGUGGAGUCCACACGGGCCGGGAAGGGCGACGACGCCCGUAUUUUCUUACCCCCGAUCACAAACAGGGAGAACAAGUGCCUGGAGUUCUGGUACUUCCAGUACGGUAUCGACGUGGGGAUACUCAGGGUGCUGGCUAAGAACGCCAGCACUGUGUCCUGGACGCUGUGGGAGACGCAGGGAGAGGUCUCCACCAAGCAGACCUAUGAGGGCACGGCAGAAGGGGCACCUUGCGUAUUCCCGUACAAUCCGGGGUUUACGGACGAGCUCAGGUUUGCAGCAGUGGCAGCGUGCACGUGUGAACGUGACCGGUGAACUUGUGGCCUUGACCUUUGAGGUCAAACUAACAAGUGGCAGUCAGUACAGCGAUUACGCUAUAGACGACAUUAAGUUGGCACUGGGAGAAUGCCCGGACGACCCAGCUACCUUUAAACCCACGUUGGACCCAAAGCCUACCACCAAGGCCACCACGCUGUCUACGAGCACACAAUCUACAGUGACCAAGCCCACCACGACGAUAGGUUUUAACAGUUCUGACACAACUACAAAUUCAAGAAGUACAAGUAAAACUUCAACAACAGCUGCACCAACUACCUCAUCUGCACCCAAGCAAACGACUAAACCUACGACAAAACCUACGUCUACUUCUAAACCAACGACAACACCAACAACCCAACCAACAACUAAAGCUACAACUAAGCCUACAACUAAAUCAACAACAAAGCCAACAACUAAACCUACAGUUAAACCAACGACAAAACCGACCACAAUGCCAACAACAACGCCUACUGCUCGACCAACAACGACAACCACUAAACCUACUACAAAGUCUACAACCAAACCCACAACAAUAUCUACAACUAGACCUACAACAAGACCUACAACUACACCUACAUCUAAACCAACGACAAAAUCCACGACAACGACAACCACUAAACCUACGACAAAGUCUACAACCAAGCCCACAACAACACCUACAACAAAACCCACGACAAAACCCACGACCAAACAAACAAUUAAAACUACAACUACAAUUCUAUAUUCUUCAGGCACUACCAGUCCAACUCCUGCCAAGUCCACUAAGCCUGGAAUAUCACCCACAUCACCCACACCCACAACAUCAACAGCUACACCAAAAUCUACAGAUAAACCCACAACCAGCACAAAACCCAUCUCAAACCCGGGCUCAACAAUUUCUACCGGACCUACCAGGAAAAGGGUGCCCACAAGUUCUGCCCCAAAUGAAAUCAAUGGGAGUGAUCGGCUGAAGGGGAACAGCGGAGGAGAUGGGUCAGGCAAUGUGGCUGUGGCGGCAGGUGGCGCUGCUGGCGGGUUGGUGGCCAUCGUGGUAGUGGCGAUUGCUCUUAUUUUUAUCGUAAGGCGUCAACGUCAGAAUACAGGCAAGCCAGGAGACAAGAACAUAUCAGUGGGUUUCCAGAAUGACCACAUGGACACUAAGAUGGACUCCAGCGUUCAUAUAGAGAACCCUCUUUUCUCAGAUGCCUGA